Messenger RNA from Egretta garzetta (little egret), 3735 nucleotides. RefSeq names its product immunoglobulin like domain containing receptor 2 (gene ILDR2). The coding region runs from base 1 to 1983 and encodes 660 amino acids. Gene Ontology annotation, cellular component: membrane. The transcript is spliced from 9 exons. Gene Ontology annotation, biological process: pancreas development. NCBI's taxonomy places the organism in Eukaryota, Metazoa, Chordata, Aves, Pelecaniformes, Ardeidae. The record is from RefSeq and is a predicted model, not a curated record.
AUGGAGUACCUCACUCCUGAGGGCUCUCUGCCGGCAUUGCUCACUGACUCUCGGCUUCUCCCUAAACUACACAAGGAUGUGGCAGCAGUCCUGUGCGUCUUCUCUGAGGCCUUAAUAUAUCAGCUCCAGGCUGCAGCUCUCCUGUCAGCUGCUGAGGUGGAAGGGUUGCAGGUCACCGUGCCUGAGAAGAAGAAGGUGGCCAUGUUGUUUCAGCCUGCUCUGCUUCGCUGCCAUUUCUCUACUUCUUCCACCCAACCAGCUGUGGUACAGUGGAGGUUUAAAUCUUACUGCCAGGACCGGAUGGGAGAAGCUUUGGGUAUGGCGACUUCCGGUUUACAAACAAUGAGCAAGAGGAACUUGGACUGGGAUCCCUACCUGGACUGCGUGGACAGCAGGAGGACAGUCCGUGUUGUGGCUUCCAAACAAGGAUCUGCUGUCACUAUAGGGGACUUCUAUAAGGAAAGAGAUGUCAGCAUUGUCCACGAUGCAGACCUUCAAAUUGGGAAGUUGAUGUGGGGAGACAGUGGGCUCUAUUACUGCCUUAUUAUCACACCAGAUGAUGUGGAGGGCAAGAAUGAAGAAUCGGUGGAGUUGCUUGUGCUUGAGUGGGUCUUCGUGGGCCUUGUGAUCCUGGGGGCGUUCCUCUUCUUCCUCCUGGUGGGGAUCUGCUGGUGCCAGUGCUGCCCACACAGCUGCUGCUGUUAUGUCCGCUGCCCAUGCUGUCCUGAGUCCUGCUGCUGUCCACGGGCACUGUAUGUAGCAGGCAAAGCAGCAAAAGCUGGGUACCCUCCUGCAGUCUCUUCCAUGCCAGGUCCAUACUAUAUCCCCAGUGUUCCUGUAUCUGGUGUCCCGUCUCCUGCUGUGCUGAUGGAUAAGUCACACCCCCCUCCUUUAGCCCCAAGUGACUCCAGCGGAGGAAGCCAAAAUGCGGUGCGCAAAGGGUACAGGAUCCAGACUGACAAGGAAAGGGACUCCAUGAAGGUGCUGUACUAUGUCGAGAAAGAACUGGCUCAGUUUGACCCAGCUAGGAGGAUGCGAGAACGAUAUAACAACACCAUCUCUGAACUCAGCUCUUUGCAUGAAGAGGAUUUGAACUUCCGGCAGCCCUACCGCCAGGUGCGAAGGAAACCUCUGCCUCCUGCGGGGGACCUGGAUGGUGAUGCUGAAUACUGGGCAGGAGUGAUCGGCGGGGGCAGCACGUCAAGAUCACAGGCUGUCUCCGAUUACAGAGAUGAGCGGGACAGUUUCCGGCACAGCCAGCAGAGAUCCAAGUCCGAGAUGUUGUCCCGUAAGAGUUUCUCUGUGGGAGUGCCGGCCGUCUCUAUGGAUGAGCUGGCAGCUUUCGCAGAGUCCUACAGCCAGCGGACCCGGCGGGCAGACAGCCAGGAAACUCGGCGUUUCGAGCGGUCAGAGUCGCACGGUGGCCGUGGCGGAGGGCUGCCCCACCAGGAUAGCUCCAUGGAGGAGUACUACACCAAGCGUAGCAGAGGGAACCGAGAGCCACUGACAGACUCGGAUCGGGGCUGGUCAUACAGCCCACCCCGGAGACGGGCCCAUGAGGAGAAGCACCUGCCCAGGCUGGUGAGCCGGACGCCUGGAGGGAGCCAGAAAUACGACCACUCCUACCUCAGCAGCGUCUUGGAGAGGAAAUCCCGGAGCUACGAUGAGAGUGGCGACCACAGUGAAACCCCCUCAAAGCUGAGCUCGCAGCCCAGCCAGAGAGGAGGGGGGACGUACUAUGCCUGGUCACCACCCUCUACCUACAAAGCCGAGAAGUCGCAGCAGCAGCCACAACAGCCGCCACCACCACCUCAGCAGGAGGAAGAGGAGGACACCCUGCCCCCGUACAGCGAGAGGGAGCUGAGCCGAGGCCCAUCCUACAGGGCCCGGGAGCAGGCCUACCUCAACGCCUCUGACAAGAAGAGGAAAAAGGACCCCAAGAAAACAAACGAUUUCCCAACGAGGAUGUCCCUUGUGGUUUGAAGUUGUGGACGUGUCACGUUGAUGGGCUGGAUACUGUGAGGUGACUGUGGUGGAAAAGAUACAGAGCAACAAGCGAGACAGGCCUCCGUGAACCUUCACAGCCACCAGCCAUGGACUCUUUUGUUUUGAUUGUUUGUUUCAUCGGGGGAGCAGAGGCUUUUGUAAGAGACAGACUCCCAUAAACAGCACUCUAUCUCAGAGGCUCUGGGAGCCUGCCAGUAAAAUGAGGCCAGGGCUCUCUUUGGCACCCUGCUUUCCAGUGCCAUCCAGUCUGUGCUGGAAGGCAGCCACGUCCCUGCUGUCCCUGCAGCCCUCGACUACAAGCGAGACUGCCUUUGCGCCUCUUGCCCUGUCUGAUGUGCAGAGAGAGGCCUGUGUGCCUACCUCUUGCUCUCUCUGUCUCCUCAGUUCUCUGAUUGGAUUACAUAUUGUCUCCAUACUUAACUUAGCGCCUUUUCUGUACCAUCCCCAUGCUGGGAGGAGGCCUUGUUCUUACAGCUGCAGACUGCCUCCAGCUGAUCGGGCCCUAAAUCAUGAAAGAAAAUCUACAUCCUUUCAGAUACUAUAGAAGAGGACUGAUGAGGUGUUACUUUGGCAAGGGCUGAACAGAGAGAGAGAGAGAGACAAUUACGGGCUGGUUUGUUCAAUAUAUUUAGUUCUGUUCAUUGUGUGAUGAGAGUCACAGGUGAGAUUGAUGUAUUAUUUUGAAAGUGAAUCAAAGUAGCUUUUAUUGUGAUGAGAGCAUGAUGUGUUUUUUUCCCCCGUCCCCAACUGUGAUUUGUUUUGAUACAGUUGCAUUCACAGCUGAGCUGUGACCCAGUAGAGCUUCAAGCUAGAGUAUCUACUCCACCAUAUCGUAAGCAGUGCUCUAGCCUUGCUGGCGCUCUGCUUCCAGUGCAACCAGACAUCUCUGCCUAGGGGAAAGCCUCAGUUAGAGGGCAGCUGUAGAUCUUCAUUCUGUGCUACUGGUAUUACUCCUUUCUGGUCAUUAUUCCCAGACAUUGAAGAGAGAAGUAACGGCAAUGAAAAAAGAAUUAAUGCUGUGGAUGAACACAAGCUUUGAAAGUCACCUUUUUCACUUCCAACCAUUUCAUUCACUUCAAUUGUGACAUGGUUUUAGUGGCUGUUGUUUUAGGAACAGCUGAAUUUAGAAUUGAGUGCUUCACACCAUCUGGAAGCCUGACAUUCUGGUUUUCAUAGGGUACAAUGCAGUCAUUUCUUUAAUUUUUAGCUGCUAAAAUCAUAACGUGAAGGAAGGUGAUGGGAACAUUUUAAGGUCCAGCAUCUUGAGCCCUAUUACGCCUAGAAACAACUUAGUGCCCUGUUGUGUUAUGGACAUGGUCAGCGUCUGAAGUGCCAUCUCUGUUGUUACUCUGGAAAUCUGGGGAGCAGUCUGGCUCGGGUGCUCGCUCUGGCAAUACUGUUUUGAACACGAGAUUUAUUAACAUCAUUGCAGUUCUCCAUAAAAAUGACAGAUUCAUUUCUGUAUUACUCCUUUGCCAUAUUAGUUCACCAGGAAUGGUCAGGGGAGAGGAAGGCUAAUCUCCAUAGAUUUGAUGACAGUGUAGUUUUUAUGCUAAAAGGUGAAUUGAUGAAAGGGUAGCUUUCUUCUCCUCCCACACUCCUCUAGCGAUGAAUGUAGUUCUGGAAAUCCCAGUCCUGGGUCUUUUUGGUCAGAGAAGAAUUAGCCUGCAGGGCCAUAUGGUCAUGGAGUCACAGAAUGGUUUGGGUUAGAAGAGACCUUUAAUGAUC